GCUCGUGAUCGACAGAGUGAUCGUCGUGAAUCUGGGAUCCCACAGUGAGGGAAUGGGAAAUAAUGGAGGAUAAAGGCCCUCGUGUAGCCGACUACUUUGUGGUUGCCGGCCUCACCGACUCGUGCAAGCCUCUGGAGGAGGAACUCCACUUUGACGAUGCCGGUACCAAAUCUGUUAAACCCAAAGCCCCCAUCACAGACGUAGCGGUGGUGAUCCGCUCCCUGGGCGAAGAGGUACCCCCGGGUUUCACCUGUGUGGAAAGCACCCCCUCAGGCCUGUCUGCGGAGCUCAAUGGAGCCAGCCUCAGGGGCCCGCAGAUCUUCUUGUGCUUCAGGCGAGGCAGAGAUAAGCCUCCACUGACAGAUCUUGGUGUUCUGUACGAGUGGAAAGAGAAACUGAAGUCUGGAUGUCACCUCGUCCAGACCACGCCCUCAGGUCGUCCUGCCAACAUCAGCAACUCGUCCUCCCAACGCAUCUACAUCACCUACCGCCGUGCUCCCAAGAGCCAGCCGCACACUUCACUCGCUGUCACUGAUGUCUGCAUCAUCGUCCCCGGCAAGGGGGAGAUACCCCCCCACACCUUCUGCAAGGUGGACAAGAACCUCAACAGCAGCAUGUGGGGAUCCUCAGUCUACCUUUGUUAUAAGAAAUCUCUGGCUAAAGCAAACACAAUUGCAUACAAAGCAGCUCUGCUGUGUAGGUACCCUGAGGAGGACUACGAGUCCUUCCCACUGCCGGAGUCCGUGCCUAUGUUCUGCCUUCCCAUGGGGGCCACGAUUGAGUGCUGGCCGGCACACACCAAACACUCCCUGCCUGUUUUCUCCACCUUUGUGCUGACGGGGGCCUCCGGAGGAAAGGUGUACGGAGCAGCCAUCCAGUUCUAUGAGCCUUUCUCAGAGGAGAACCUGUCUGAGCGUCAGCGCUCACAGCUCAGCCUGCCGAGCUCUGGCCUCGGACCUGACGGGACCAGAAGUGUUUACAGCAACAAGAGCAUCUCUCUGCUCUCCCAUUGGCCCUUCUUCCAGUCCUUCAGGAGCUUUCUCACUUUCCUCUACCGAUACUCCAUCUCUGGACCACACGCUCUGCCUAUUGAAAAACACAUCUCGCAAUUCAUGCAAAAUGUGCCAUUCCCUUCCAUUCAGAGGCCGCGCAUCCUCGUGCAGCUGUCUCCACAUGACAGCCUGAUACUGAGCCAACCUGUCUCCUCUCCACUGCCUCUCAGUGGUGGAAGCCUCUCCACAUUGCUGCUAAAUCUGGGCCCGAAAAAUGCCGCCACUCUGCUGGUGCUGGCUGUCACAGAGCACAAGAUCCUGGUUCAUUCCCUGCGUCCGGCUGUACUCACCAGUGUUACUGAGGCCCUCGUGUCUAUGAUCUUUCCCUUCCACUGGCCUUGCCCCUACAUCCCUCUGUGCCCGCUGGCCCUGGCCGACGUGCUCAGCGCUCCCUGUCCUUUCAUCGUGGGCCUGGACUCCAGAUAUUUUGACCUUUACGUGCCCCCAUCUGAUAUCAGCUGUGUGGAUCUGGACACCAACACAAUCUCCCAAAAAGAAGACAAGAAGGCUUUAACAUGGAAAAUCUUGCCCAGGAGAGCUUGUAAAUAUCUUCUGAACACUCUGAAUAAGCUCUAUCAGCAGCUCAUUGAGGGUUCUCAGGUGAGCCGGGAUGAUGUGCAGAUAGAGCACACAGUGACUGACAGUGAGCUAAACGGGGGGAAGAGCCUCCACACUCUGGAGCUGGAAAUCCAGGAGGCCUUCCUGCGCUUCAUGGCGGCCAUCCUACGAGGCUACCGCUCCUACCUCCUGCCCAUCACCCAAGCUCCCUCUGAGACAACCACAGACGCCAGCUCCCUCUUUGACCUGCAAGGCUUCCUGAAGAGCAGAGACCGCUCCCACCAGAGGUUCUACUCCCUGAUGAUCAAGACUCAAAUGUUCAGCCGUUUCAUAGAGGAGUGCUCCUUUGUCAGUGAUAAAGACGCCAGCCUGGCUUUCUUUGACGAGUGCGUUGAUAAGCUCUUCACCAGUGGAAGCAAGAUGGACAGCGAGCGGCCAGAGGACACCCGGCUGAUCGAACUGGAUGAAUCCCACCGCAGCGAGCACACGGUCUAUAUCAACCCCCCGGAGCUGCCUCCGCUGCCACAGGGAGAGGAGUAUCCCCUCUGCUAUAGCUACUCUGGGUUCCCUGUACUGAACGCUGAGCUCCUGGAGCCACUGGAGGGACAAAAUCCUCCAUCGGCACACGUGGCCUCUCGCCACAGCAGCCCAGCCAGCCCCACGGCCAUCUUCAGACGCUCCAAACAGGAGAUCAAAUCGGCUCAGAAGAUGGCCAAGACCUACUCAUCCAUACCUCAGAUGUGGUCCAAGUGUCUGCUGAGUCAUUGCUACGGCCUGUGGUUCAUCUGCCUGCCGGGAUUUGUCGGGACCUGUCACUCUAAAGUGCGCGCUCUGCGCACAGCUUACGACGUGUUGAGGAAGAUGCAGGAGAAGAAGCUGCAGGCUCCCGAUGAGGUGUGUUACCGUGUGUUGCUGCAGUUGUGUGGUCAGUACAGUCAGCCUGUCCUGGCCGUCAGGGUGCUGUUUGAGAUGAAAAAGGCAGGAGUCCAACCCAAUGCCAUCACCUACGGAUACUACAACAAGGCGGUGUUGGAGAGCACGUGGCCCUCCACCACCAGAGGAGGCUACUUCCUUUGGGGAAAGCUCCGGAACGUGGUUCUCGGCGUGCUCCAGUUCAAGCAGGCAGGGAGAAAACAGCCGACUCCACACAGAGAUCCUCAGCUUUCAGACGGCAGUGAUCUCGACACCGUCAGUCACGGGAGUUUGGACAGCACUAAUGACUCUGCCGAGCGCACGUCCAUCGACACCGACUUCACCAAAAUGGACUCCAGUGAUGACGGAUUCAGUACAGGUGGACAGUCAGACCAAGGUUACGAUUCCCUUUCGAAAGAGGAGGAGAGGAUGUGCGGCCGAGAGAGCGACAGCACGCCGCCGGGAGAAGACAAAGGGCCGAGGCAGUCCACACCGGAGAUUGAGGUUCCAAACAGCAGCAGCAAAUCAACUUCUACUAAAACUUCUAAAUCACCAGUCGCCAACGCAGGUAAUGGCAGCAGGCUGGUUUCGAGUCAAUCUGGUGACACCGUUCUGUGUGGAGCUGCGUCAAAGACAGAGAGGCCAAAAUCUCUCGACUUGUCUGGUGGACUGGAAACCCUGAGGUUCAGCGUGCCUCAUCUGGGCUCAGCGAAGCAGCAACACCUCCCUGCUGACAGGCUGCACGGAGUCGAGGAGGAGGAGCUGGAGACUGACAAACACAAACCUCUGGUGGAGAGGAGUGUGAGCUGCAGCGGGGUCGUGGAGAGGUCAGACGUCUCCAUGGAGAGGAGCGUCAGCUUCAGUGCUGGGACUGUGAGGAGGACAGGUAUAGAGACAGGGUUUGACCCCCUGUCACUGAUGGCGACAGAGACUGUACAAGAGUGUGACCAGGAAGACGACUGCAGCACGCCAACCACUCACCGCAACCUGGCUAAGGAGAUCGAGACGUACAUGAGCAGCUGCAGCAGCCCCCCGAGCAGCCGCACACCCAGCACGGACCUGCGGACCCCCUCCAGCCCCUCGCCUCGAUCCAACUCAUCCCCUCACACCUCACCGAGACCCUCCACUCUACUGCGCUCCAACACGCACCUCCCGCUGCCCGUCAAAUCCAAGGAGAGGCUGAGACCGUCGCCGUCUCUUCCUCUGGGUAUCUGUAACAUAGACAGAGAGAGGCCUUCUUCAUUAGCGUCACCCUCAUCACCCACUCCCUCCACCUCGUCCUUCUCCAUGGACUCUCUCUUUACGCCAACUCUGGACAUCUUCAAAAGCAGCGUCAUAUCGGCAGGGAAAGGCGUGGCUGAGAAGGCCAGCCGCUUUUACUCUCGUCUGUCUUCCCAGACUUCAUUGACACAGGAUUCCAACUGUGACCGCAUCAGUGUCUCGUCCCUGACGUCAGCGGAGGCAGACUGCUCCUCGCUGCUCGAUAACGACUCCUGCCUGGACCCAGAUGGUUUUACGUCCCCUCAGCACGGCAGCAUGUCCAGACUCAGGAGGAGCCCGGUUGUGGGCCACGCUACCCUGAGCAGCCCCAGCACCCCCAACAGAGUGUUCAGACACAACUCCUUCUCUGGUGGUUUGGCACUUCCCUCUAAAACUCCUCACACUCCAGAUUCCUCCCCCGACACCAGCCGCUUCCAGCCAACUCCCAAUUACACCAUAGAGGUGCAGAUGUCCAGUUGUUCGCUGUGUAAGACCUGUGACUGUCUGGUGUAUGAUGAGGAGAUCAUGGCUGGCUGGACGGCAAACGACUCAAACCUCAACAGCACUUGUCCCUUCUGCGGCACGGCCUUCCUACCAUUCCUCAACGUGGAAAUAAAAGAUCUUAGACCAAAGAGCAGGUCCUCUAAGGAAAGUAAUCCUGUUAUAGAGGAGGACACGUCUGCAUCACUCAAUCCUGAAGCCAAAAUGUCUGGGACUGACUGUGCGGCUCAGGCAUCUGCAGCUCCCCCGCAGAGACAGGAGAGCAGUGGGAGUGCUGGUACGGCAGCGCCAGCCUCUGCUCCGGUGACAGUGCCCUACCUCAGCCCUCUGGUUCUGUGGAAGGAGCUUGAGAGCCUGCUGGUGAAUGAGGGCGACCAGGCCAUCUCCUCCCUGAGUGUUGUUGACCAACACCCCAUUGUCUUCUGGAACCUUGUGUGGUACUUCCGAAGGCUCGAGCUGCCAAGUAUCCUGCCGGCUCUUAUCCUGGCCUCCCAGCACUGUCGCCAGGGUGACCAGACUCCUCCGAGCGUCUCAUCAGACGACAGCAAGCAGGUGCUUGUGAGGAUUAUGUGGGACAACCUGAAGUUGCACCAAGACCGAGUUCAACCCUGUUACGUCCUGUGGAACACACACUGUGCCAACUCCCUGGUUCGCUCGGGGCUGUGUGAGGAGGGCCAGCUCUUCACUGUGGAGCUACUGCAGGGUUUUGUGAGGAGCAUUAAGAAGAGUGAUCUCUAUCAGCCCAUGAGUCAGAUCCUCCAGCUGCUGGGGCCCGAGCUGGGUUUCAAGAGACAGAGGAGCCUCUACAGAGAUUUACUGUUCCUUGCUCUAGUGGCUUUGGGAAAGAACAACAUUAAUAUAGAUGCUUUUGACCGGGAGUACAAGAUGGCAUACGACCGCCUCACACCAGACUUGGUUAAACUGACGCACAACUGCGACCGGCCCCCUGGACCAGGGGUCAUGGAGUGCAGGAGAACAUUUAGGGAGCCCAGCCUGUAAAUUACGUCCCCUCUGUCCCAGGAUGUUUCCUCCUCAACCGAGGUCACUGCUUUCUUCUUUCCUCCCUUUUAUUUUGGACUGAUCUUCAGACUCAGGACCAUCUCACCUGACUGAGGCACUGAGCUCUUUAAAGCACAACUGCUGAAUUACACUUAAUGUAAAGCAACUGCACCAAGGUUCUUAUACUGUUAGAGCUGAGAGACAUGAUG
Messenger RNA from Limanda limanda (common dab), 5491 nucleotides. RefSeq names its product DENN/MADD domain containing 4A (gene dennd4a). The record is from RefSeq and is a predicted model, not a curated record. Gene Ontology annotation, molecular function: protein binding. Gene Ontology annotation, biological process: regulation of Rab protein signal transduction. Gene Ontology annotation, cellular component: cytoplasmic vesicle. The transcript is spliced from 31 exons. The coding region runs from base 63 to 5282 and encodes 1739 amino acids. NCBI's taxonomy places the organism in Eukaryota, Metazoa, Chordata, Actinopteri, Pleuronectiformes, Pleuronectidae.